AUGGGGCCUGGAGGGAGUGCUGUUUCUUUCCACCAUUCGAUCCCGGACCGCCGCUCUCCUACUAUCCCUAUUAUCGACCAUCAGAUGUACAAAACAGGUUUGGCUUUUCGUGGGCACGAUGAAUCUUUGAAAUCAAGCAAUAGGAGUAAUUAUAUAGAGCUUGUGCAAUUUCUUGCCUAUCAUAAUGAGAAAGUUAAGAAGGUUGUGUUUGAGAAUGCUCCUAAGAAUCUCAAGUAUACUUCUUCCGAUAUUCAAAAGGAUCUUGUUCAUGCUUGUGCUAUUGAAACUAUUAAUGCAAGUACUAAAGAUAUGGAAGGAGAAGCAAUUGAAAAGUUUUUGGGUGUUCAACAUGUCUCUUGUACAAUGAGUAGCUUGCUUGAAGAGACCAUUGAGAGAUUGUUUGCUACAACAAAUUUGAGUAGGUCCACGUUACAAGAACAAGGCUAUAAUGGAGCUAGUAAUAUGAGAGGUGAGUUAAAUGGUCUUAAAACAAAGAUUUUGAACAAAUACCCUCAAGCAUUUUAUAUUCAUUGUUUUGCACACCAACUCCAACUAGCUCUUAUAUUUGUGGCAAAGGAAAAUGAGGAUGUUGCCAAUUUCUUCAUCAAUGCUAGUAGUUUGGUGAAUCUUAUUGGAUCAUCGAGUAAGCGUCAUGAUGCAUUUAGAGAGAAACAACAAGAACAAAUUCAGAAAGCUCUUGAUCUUGGUAAUCUUGAAAUGGGUAAAGGGUUAAAUCAAGAAAGUAGUCUCAUGUAUCCAUGUGAUACACUGUGGAACUUGCAUUAUGGUAUUAUAGUUAGUAUUAUUGUUAUGUUUGAAGUCGUGGUGGAGGUGGUUGAAUGGAUUAAAAGUGAUAGUAACCAAGAUAAUCUUGAUGAAGCAACUAGUGAGUUUCCAUCAUUGAGAGGAAUUAGUGAUCUUGCAAAAGAGUUAGUGAAGACCGGGAGGUGUGAAAGCUAUAUGUUAGUGUAUAAACUUCUUAUAUUGGCUUUAGUGUUACCGGCUGCAACCGCUUCGGUGGAGAGAGCUUUUUCUGCUAUGAAAAUUGUGAAAACACCAUUGCGUAACAAAAUGGGAGAUCAAUGGUUGAGUGAUAGCAUGGUUGUUUACAUUAAGAGAUAUAUAUUUUCUUUUAUUAAAAAUGAGCCUAUUAUAUGA
Molecule: messenger RNA, 1158 nt
Organism: Pyrus x bretschneideri (Chinese white pear)
Lineage: Eukaryota; Viridiplantae; Streptophyta; Magnoliopsida; Rosales; Rosaceae
Product: zinc finger MYM-type protein 1-like
Exons: 4
Coding region: 1-1158 (385 amino acids)
Molecular function (GO): protein dimerization activity
Source: RefSeq, a predicted model, not a curated record